GCCAGAAGGUCGACAACAAGGGGGUCAUGAUGCUCCGUUGCACGUUUUGCAACAAAGUUUUCCAAGGGACCCAGUUUCAGGCCACGAGGCACUUCUCRCAGACAAACUACUGCAAGGACGUCAGCGACGAGGCGUUGUACGAGAUUGCUCGACGGACUCAGCAGAAGUUUGAGGCCGAUCAGAUGGAGAGGGUGUCGAGGUAUGCAGCGGAGCGCGGACUCGAUGUGCCCGGCACGGGUGGUGCAAGGGGAGGAGAGGUGGGGCGGCGUCCGACGGAGGGAGGGGUCGGGGGAGAUGGUGGGCAUGGUGCGGCAGACCCCACUUUGGGUGGUGGAGGCGGUGAGACAAAGGAGGGCGUGAUCCACGUGGAUCGUGAGGCGCGUGGCCCGGGUGACGAGGGAGUCCCGGAACGGGAGGACGUGCCUGAGGUUUAUCCAGGCACUGAGGAGAGGUUGGAGGACUGGCGGAGGCGAGCAGGCAAGGGAGCUGCAACGGAGGGGUCUUCCAAGAGGAAGGAAGGAGGGAGUGAUCCGACUGCCACCCCAACAGGGAAGAGGCUUCGGCAGCGGAAGGUGACUGAUGUCUACGGUGGCGAGUGGGUUGCCCGCCACAAGAAGGCAUUCCUUCGCUGGUUGUAUUCCAGCGGGGUCUCCUUCAAUGCCUUCCGCAACCAGGCGUGGAAGGCAUAUCAGCAGGUGCUUCUUGAGCAGCCUGGCAGUUCCCCACGCGCAGUGCUCCCCAACCACUACGAGAUUGCGAGUAUGCGGGCGGUGGAGACCCACCGUGCGGAGUUGGCGGAGGAGUUGGAGGAGGUGGAGAGGUACGAUGCUUGGCUUGUGGGGCAAGCCAAGAGGUACAUUUUGACGCAGACGGGAUUCGAGCUGGAGGGUGCGGAGUACAUCCUUGCAUGUCGGCAGUUUGAGGACUUCCACAUUCAGCAGGGCAGGUUCGGGGAUUGGGGCGGUCCGGAGGGGCGUGCUCGUGGGCGCGCGUGCAGCGGCGACAGCGAGACGAUUGAGUGCGCGUCUUGGUGGUCUCAGUUCGGGUCGGGUGCGCCACAGUUGCAGCGUUGCGCUCUUCGGGUGAUGCACAUGUGGUCUUGCGCCUCUCCAGCGGAGAGGAACUGGGCAGUCCACGAGGGCAUUCACACGAAGAAGCGCAACCAAUUGGCCUUCGAGAAGGUCGUGCAACUCAUUGAGAUCACCGCAAAUGUGCGGUUGACUGAGUAUCGGCGGGCUGGAUGCGGUUAUGUGCUGCCAUGGCAGCGGGACGAGGGCAUGUUGGAUUGCCAGGCAGGACUCGAGUUGGAGCCUGUGCGCACGGGAACUCGCAGGGGGAUGACGGACGAGGAGAUUGCCCGUCAGGUUGCACUUAUUACCCGGGAUCCCAUCGGGGCGUCCGCACCACCCUUGGCUGAUGCCGUUUUCGAUAGACGUGCUUGCAUUUUUCGUCCCUACCCUAGGGACGACGACUCAGACGAGGAGCCGAUACCCGAGGCGGCAGAUGACCCUGAGGAGGGGGGACCUUCGGCAGCAGCAGUGGAGAGUUCGAUCGCACCAACGGCUGUGUCGGACGCGACGAUCGCGGCCGCGGUGGAGGAGAUAGCAGGAGCAGCAGUAGCAUCAGUGCUAGAGGAGAUGGCAGCAUCAGUGCUGGCGGAGGAUCCACCAGCGGCAGGACGAGGUGCAGCAGUGGAGGGGCAGGUGGCAACAGCAGGAGGAGCAGGUGGAGGAGCAGCAGCAGUGGAGGUUGAGGUGGCAGCAGCACUGGAGGAGGAGGAUGCACCGCCGGCAGCUGCAAUGGAGGAGGAGAUAGCCGCACAGGCCGAGGUGCAACGUGGGGGCGAUGAUGAGCGCCUCAUGCAGCAGUUCUUCACGGAGGAGCUCGGUUCGGCCAUAGCGGGUAUGACCCCGGGUGUGGAGAGGGGGUUUGGGAUUUCAGAUUCGGAGAUGGGGACCCACUUAGACUUGGAUUUGUCGGUUGGCCUUCCACCCAGUUGCGGUGGGGCGACAUCGACGGAUUGGGCUCCAUCGAGGGACGAGGCGCCAGGCAGGACUUCGACGCAGACCGCCAGAGAGAGGACGACGACUCAGUCUCCAGAUGCAGCACACAACAUCAUGGAGCGAGAGAGGGCUAGACUUUUGGCAUCGACUGACCCUCAUGCUCAGGCGUUCGCACGGGCCGUAGAGGACGCCAGACGUCUAGAGAUAGGGGGGGAUUGUGUGCAGGGUGGGGUGGUGGUGGGGGAGGACUUUGCGGAGGGAGUGGCAGCAGAGCCGGUACCCGAGGCUAUGCCGGGUGGAGCAGAGACAGCGGACGUUACUGUGGAGGGACGGACUCAGGCGGUGGAUGAGGCAGUGCAGGCAGGACAGCGACGAGUCGAGGGGGCUAUAGACUCAUAACGCGAGGGGCAGGAGACAGCGACGGGUCCAGUCGUUCCGUUCUCGGGCCUGCACUUGGCUCA
Chara braunii is the source of this 2464-nucleotide messenger RNA. The record is from the annotation of a GenBank genome assembly. NCBI's taxonomy places the organism in Eukaryota, Viridiplantae, Streptophyta, Charophyceae, Charales, Characeae.